Molecule: messenger RNA, 1258 nt
Organism: Nelumbo nucifera (sacred lotus)
Lineage: Eukaryota; Viridiplantae; Streptophyta; Magnoliopsida; Proteales; Nelumbonaceae
Product: phosphatidylcholine:diacylglycerol cholinephosphotransferase 1-like
Molecular function (GO): diacylglycerol cholinephosphotransferase activity
Source: RefSeq, a predicted model, not a curated record
GCGCCUGUAUGUGAUUGGUAUUUCCGCCAUCCCUCUCUCAUCAUAUAUAUAACGCUCUCUGGCAUUUUGUCUAUGGCGAUUUUCGUUUGCUGCAACGACGAUGGAUGCAGAGGGGAGUCGUUUUCAUAGCUACACCAACCUCAGGAAGAGUAGAGACCGGAAAUCCAUCAACGGCGUCACCGUCGGCAACCUCCACAGCCACAAUAAGGGUGACACCAAGAUGAUGAAGAAACCGUUCAAAGCAGCAGCGAUGGUGGGACAAAAUAGGAAGGUCUUCUUCCUGAGUUGGUCGAUGGAGGACGCGGUGAAUGUGGUGAGGUACCAUCCCAUCCCCUGCAUAUUCGCGGUUUCUCUUCUCUUCUUCAUGGGCGUUGAGUACACCCUCUUCAUGAUUCCUCCUUCCUCUCCACCUUUCGAUCUGGGUUUCCUCUUAACUCGUCCCCUUCACCGAGUUUUAGCUGCUCGUCCUGCCCUCAACACCGCCUUGGCCGCUCUUAAUACGGUGUUCGUGGGAAUGCAAACGAUGUAUAUACUGUGGUCAUGGCUCGUAGAAGGCCGACCAAGAGCGACCAUAUCAGCGCUAUUCAUGUUCACGUGCAGAGGAAUACUGGGCUACUCGACCCAGCUGCCAUUGCCUGAGGGAUUCUUAGGUUCAGGCGUGGAUUUUCCGGUAGGGAAUGUUUCCUUCUUCCUGUUCUUCUCCGGUCACGUGGCGGGAUCGGUGAUUGCUUCUUUGGAUAUGCGACGAAUGCAGCGGCGAGAGUUGGCAUGCUUGUUCGACACCUUGAACGUGUUACAAGCGGUGAGAUUGUUAGGGACCCGGGGCCACUACACGAUCGACUUGGUUGUCGGGGUCGGUGCGGGCUGGUUGUUCGAUUCUUUAGCCGGAAACUACGAGGAGGACAAGAAAAGAAGAAGAGCAGCUGCAACUACCCACCAGAUCUUACUUUAAUUUAACCCGAUUCAUUCUAAACGAAAAAGGAAAGAAGAAAAAAAAAAAACACAGUCCGGUGGGAUAAAGAUAGAUAAGCAAUCGCUGAUAUGUCAGUAAUCCUUUCUAACUUUUCUUCUGAUUUCUUCCCAUCAACAGUGAGAACAGAAUCUGUACCGAAUUACAGACUAAUUAGACUAAAAGCUGUCUUUGCUUUAUUUUCCACUUCUUCUGGAUUUGGGAUUCUCUGUAGCUGGCACGCGUUGGUUAAUAGUGAAGAUCAUUGCUUAUGCUGCGAACCUAUUACAAUUCAGAUGCUGUUAUUGA